AUGGAAGGUCUUCAAAGAUCAACCAUCUCUUUCCGCCGUCAAGGAUCUUCCGGCAUAGUCUUUGACGACCGUGUAAUCGCCGAGCUCAACAAACAAGCCACGGACCAGAAAGACGAAAGUCAACGCGAAGAACAGCCUAAGCCUAUGUCUGAAGGCUCAGAGCAAGAGAAACCCAUCGCCGGCGACGAGAAAGAGAACCUCAGGCCGAUCAAAACAAGUGUACCAACAACAACAGGAGGAGGACUCGAGAGGAGUCGAUCUAACGGCGGAGGAGCUCCACGUCAUCACCGAACAACCGGAAGAGUCUCUCCUGCGGUGGAUCCGCCGUCUCCUAGACUCUCUACAUGCGGUUGCUGCACUGCGUUUGGGAAGAAACCUCCGGGGAAGAAGAAUAAUAAUCCGAGGAAAAGGCCACCGAAGCGCAGAUCAAGGUAG
This is a messenger RNA of Eruca vesicaria subsp. sativa (arugula), 435 nucleotides long. NCBI's taxonomy places the organism in Eukaryota, Viridiplantae, Streptophyta, Magnoliopsida, Brassicales, Brassicaceae. The record is from the annotation of a GenBank genome assembly.